AUGAGAUCACAAAGAGAAAUGAAGAACCAUACAAGAGAGAUAGAAUUUAUCCUUCUCGGACUUUCAGAUAAUUCUCAGUUACAGAUUGUAAUUUUUUUGUUUCUCUUAAUAAAUUACUUGCUGAGUAUGCUAGCAAACUUAACUAUCAUUGUCCUCACUCUGCUAGAUCCCCUUCUCAAGACACCAAUGUACUUUUUUCUCCGUAGUUUCUCUUUCUUAGAAAUUUUAUUCACAACAACCUGCGUUCCCAGAUUUUUAGUCACCAUUGUAACUAAGGACAAUACAAUUUCCUAUAAUGGUUGUAUAUGUCAAUUAUUCUUUUACAUAUUCUUGGGGAGCACAGAGUUUUUCCUCUUGGCUACCAUGUCCUAUGACCGCUAUAUUGCCAUCUGCAAGCCCUUGCACUAUGCAUCCAUCAUGAGCGGCAAAGUUUGCCAUCAGCUUGUCCUGGGUUCCUGGGUAACUGGAUUCUUGGUGAUUUUUCCACCCUUGAUUAUUGGCCUUGACUUGGAUUUCUGUGCUUCAAAUGUCAUAGACCAUUUCCUUUGUGAUGUUUCUCCUGUCCUACAGCUUUCUUGCUCAGACACACAUUUACUAGAACUGGCUGCUUUUGUCUUAGCUCUAAUGACACUCAUUGUCACAUUAACAGUAGUAAUCCUUUCUUAUGCUCUCAUUGUCAAGACGAUUAUAAAAUUCCCUUCAGUUCAGCAAAAGAAAAAGGCCUUUUCCACUUGUUCUUCUCACAUGAUUGUUGUUUUUCUCACUUAUGGGAGUUGCAUAUUUAUUUACAUAAAGCCAUCAGCAAAUGAAAGAGUAACUGUGAGCAAAGGAAUAGCUGUGCUCAACACUUCAGUUGCCCCUUUGUUGAACCCAUUCAUUUAUACACUGAGGAAUAAGCAAGUCAAACAAGCCUUUGGAAUAGCAUUUAGAAGAAUAUUUCCUGCUUCAGGAAGGUAA
Psammomys obesus (fat sand rat) is the source of this 957-nucleotide messenger RNA. RefSeq names its product olfactory receptor 6C70-like. Lineage: Eukaryota; Metazoa; Chordata; Mammalia; Rodentia; Muridae. Gene Ontology annotation, biological process: G protein-coupled receptor signaling pathway. The transcript has a single exon. Gene Ontology annotation, molecular function: G protein-coupled receptor activity; olfactory receptor activity. Bases 1 to 957 code for a protein of 318 amino acids. The record is from RefSeq and is a predicted model, not a curated record. Gene Ontology annotation, cellular component: membrane.